AGAUGCAUAUAAUUUUCAUAUUGUUGAUAGAUUGAUUUAGGCCGAGUGGAAAUUUUGUUUGGAAAAUAAGUGAAACCAAUUAUUUUCAUAAAUAAAAUAAAAGAAGUGUAAAAGAACAAUGCGAGAAACAUUGCAUGUUUGUGGCAAAAUAUUAACGACGGAUGAUUACCACUUUUUUGCUCUUUGCUGUGAAAAAUGUGAUGCUUCCUUCGGUCAGUGGUCAGGAUUUCUGAAACAUUUGAGCAAUAAACAUGAUCUUGAUUUGCCGCUAAUCAACACAUUUAUAAGGGAGGAUGAGCAAAAUCCAGAAUGUGAUGAAAUAUCUAUUAAAGCGACUUUGAAACAAGAAAUGGAAAAUGAGCUAAAUAAACAAAUAAAAGUUGAUGCAGCAGAAUAUGAAAGUAAUGGGGAUUUUAGCGACAGUGAACCCGAAGAUAAUGCGAAAAAAGUUGAGUCCAAUGAUGACGGUCAAGACAAUGAUUGUGUUAGCACUAAAUCGGAUGAGUCGACAGGUGCUUGGAAUAUGGCGGAGGACAACAAUCAUUUGAACUCAUCUAGUGAAGGAGAACUAUUCCAAGAUUCCAAGAAAAAGCUUAAAGCGUUUAAUUUUAAUAUCCACGAAGCAUAUACUCGGGAUAUAUCGAAUAAAUUUCUUAAAAUAAUAGAAAAAUAUCCAAUUUUAUGGAAUCAACAGCAUUCGAAUUAUUGGUUGCCUGAAAAACGCACCCGCGUACUUUAUUCGAUUAAAGAAUAUAUGGCCAAAGUGGGUUACACAGUUAGUGAUUAUGGAUUGCGCAGCAUAAUUCAACGCAUUUUACGCGAUCAUAAAGCUUAUAAGCAAGAACUUGCGGUUUGUGGACGCUUAGAUGAACGUAAAACGUUGUUUUUAAAGAAAUGUAAAUUUUUGGAGGGCCCACAGAAUGGCGGUGCUAUUGCAAAUGAAGCAGAAAACGAUUCAGAUGUUGAUGACCAUCCGAUUCAUGAUGACUUAGAUGAUGAUGAAUUUCUUUUGAGCUCCGAUAUCGAUUCAAAUGCUGGAAACAAUCCCUCUGAAAUAAAUGCAUUUUUAAAAGAUUCGCGUGAUGGUAAACGAAUCUGUUUUAAUAUGACUGUAAAUCCACUUAUUGAUGAGUUCGUCAGUUUGCUGCGUGACAAUCCAGUAUUAUGGGAAGUGGGACAAUUUCAAAAUUUAACCGAGCGUAAACGCAUUUUGGAGUCAUGGAUACCUAUUUUUCAGGAACGUCACAAUGUCAUCUUUACUUAUAAAGAUCUUACAUUGAACUUAAAGAUCUUACGUAGAACACUCACAAACAUGGAAGAACGCAAAGUAUUGGCUAAAUCUGCGCAACAUCUCAAGGAUAUCUGUAGUUUCCUGCCUAAAGCCAAACCAAUUACACGUCUCAAAUGUGAAGAAUGUAAUCGUAAUUUUCUCACAGAAUACACCUUGCAAGCUCAUAGGUACGCCGCACAUAAUAUUGGCACCAAUCCUUUCAAAUGUGAGGUGUGUGGCCGUGAUUUUCAAGCACACAAUCAGUUAGAUACACAUUUGCGUCGAGUGCAUCUCAAACAGUUUUCGGUUUAUUGUGAUGUCUGCAAUCGUGGUUUCUUGCAGCAUAGUGCAAUGGUGCUACAUCGUCAAACCCACACUGGUGAGAAAAUGUUCGUAUGCGAAACAUGUGGUAAAUCAUUUAGGCGGAAGAUUAAUAUGCAACAACAUUAUAUGCGUAUACAUUUGCGUCAGCGCAAUUUCAAUUGUGAACUGUGCCCGAAAACAUUUUAUUUAAAAUGCCAUCUACGCGAUCACAUGAACGCUCAUUUAAAUAUCCGUAAUCAUAUUUGCCCCACCUGUGGCAAAGCUUUCCACAGUAGUCAUGCACUAAUGCGACAUAAGCAAAUACAUUCGGAGGUUAAGCGUUAUGCUUGCAAGCUUUGUGAUGCACGUUUCCAUCAGUUUGUGGGUCUGAAUUCACAUAUGAAGAAUAAACAUAAAUUUGUAAAUGAUAAGGAUGAGGAAGUGCAAACUCAGCCUGUGGUUCAUAUGACAACGCUGCCAGCCAAUACAACGCCAGAUACUUCCAUGCAAAUCAAAGGUGAAGUUGUGCAGUCUUUGGAUAGUUGGAAUAUGUAAAUAUAAAAAAUUAAUUUAAGAUACGUUUAGUGCUUUCUUGUUGGUUCUUUUUGCAAUUUUAGCAAAUGAAUUUAAAUUUUUUGCUUUAAUGCAAAAUAUUUUGUGUGCAAAUUAAUCGUCUGAUGUAAACGACCAAGAAAGUUGAAGACAUUCAGUGACUAAUAAACCAAAGUAGUUUUAAAUGCCAUUAAACCACAUUUUCAAAUGAUUUAUACCGUAGAAUAAUAUAUGUAGUUAGUUUUUAUUCAUGUAAUUAAAUAUUAUUUUGUAAUAUGAUUAUCAUAUUAAUUGGAAGCAAAAAGAUUUUAACUAACUUCCUAGUGUGCAGAUGCUAUGGAAAUUAAACUAUCGAGCGUGUAAACGCUUUUCUCGGUUCAAUAUACAUAUACAUACAUAUGUACAUACAUAUAUGUUAUCCAAUAAUGUUUCAAUUUUAUUAUUUACUGUCAAUAAAACCUUAGAGAUGUUACCAUUC
Messenger RNA from Bactrocera tryoni, 2603 nucleotides. RefSeq lists its product as uncharacterized. The record is from RefSeq and is a predicted model, not a curated record. NCBI's taxonomy places the organism in Eukaryota, Metazoa, Arthropoda, Insecta, Diptera, Tephritidae. Gene Ontology annotation, biological process: regulation of DNA-templated transcription. Gene Ontology annotation, molecular function: RNA polymerase II cis-regulatory region sequence-specific DNA binding; DNA-binding transcription factor activity, RNA polymerase II-specific. The transcript is spliced from 5 exons. Bases 119 to 2128 code for a protein of 669 amino acids.